AUGGGCAUAAUUUCGAGGAAAAUACUCCCAGCUUGUGCAAACAUGUGUGUCUGUUGUCCGGCUCUGAGGUCACGGUCUAGGCUACCUGUGAAGCGAUACAAGAAACUGCUAGCAGACAUUUUUCCAAAAUCAGCUGAUGGCUCUCCAAAUGAACGGAAAAUUGCAAAAUUAUGUGCAUAUGCUGCUAAAAACCCUUUCCGUACCCCCAGAAUUGCAAAUUAUCUUGAAGAAAGAUGCUACAAGGAGCUGCGAAACCGUCAUAUCAAAAUGGUUAUUGUUAUCACAGAGGUGUAUAAUAAGUUGCUCUGCACAUGCAAAGAGCAAAUGGCAUGUUUCGCUACAAACCUUCUGAAUGUUUGUAUUGCACUUCUGGAUGACAAUAAACGAGAUACGGUCCGUAUAAUUGGAUGUCAGACCCUAACUAGAUUCAUCUAUAAUCAGGUGGAUGGAAGUUAUGCGUAUGACCUGGAAAACUUAGCUCCAAAAAUUUUUGUGCUAGCCCACAAAACUCAGGAAGGAGAUGAGAAAAUCCACUUAAGGGCAGCAAGCUUGCAAUGCCUUUCAGCCAUGAUUGUACAUGUCACUUUAGAAAACUAUGAGCCAGAUAGACUCGAUGAAGCAAAUCAUAACUGGGUCCAUGAAGUGGUUAGAUGUGAAGGGAGGGAUGUUGGCAGUGAAAUAAGUUCUAGCUACAUGAUUGCUAGGCCACGUAAAGAAAAGAAAGAUCCUUCCCUUUUAACCAGAGAAGAGAUUGUGAUGCCGAAAGUUUGGGCUCAAGUAUGCAUUCAAAGAAUGGUAGAACUGGCUAGAGAAAGUACAACCAUGCGACGAGUCUUGGAUCCAAUGUUUGUCUAUUUUGAUACUAACCGACAGUGGGUUCCACUUCAUGGAUUAGGUUUUGUGGUUCUAUCUGAUGUGGCUUACUUUGUGGAGAGUCCAGGAAAUCAGCAGUUGAUAUUAGCCUCUCUUGUUCACCAUUUGGACCACAAAAAUGUUUCACAUGAUCCCCAAGUUAAAUCAUACAUCAUGCAGACUGUUACAGCUCUGGCUCGACAAGUCAGGUCUGAAGUUGCACUCACAGAUAUUGGAUACAUUAGUGACCUUUGCAGGCAUUUGAAGAAAAGCCUUCAAGCAACUGUUGAAUCAGUCAAAGAACGGGAGCUUAACUUGAAUACAUCACUCCAGUCUUCGGUUGAAGAUUGCUUACUCGAACUUGUGAGAGGGAUCGCUAAUGCACGGCCUCUGUUUGAUAAGAUGGCUAUGACACUUGAGAAACUGCCUACCGGAGGAGUUGUUGCCUGGGCAAUUACUGGAUCGAUGAUUAUCCUUGCCCAUAUGAUCGUGGUAUCUUCGAAUUCACUGCAGGUCUUUCCAGAGGGUCUUCAUCUUCAGCUAUUGAAAUUAAUGGUGCAUCCAGAUGUCGAAAUACGUUCCGGUGGACAUCAUAUAUUUUCGGUUCUUCUCAUCCCAAAUUCUAAGCAUUUAAGACAUGAUGCCUCUAAUCACACAAGAUGGAGGUCGGAUGCUGCAUCUGUGUUUACCUCAGUUGCAUCUCUUCUUGACAAGCUUCAGAAAGAAAAUGACGGAACCAGAGCCGGAAAACGUGAAUUUCGUACUCUUGAAAAAAUUAUGAAAAAGGGUAACACAGAGUCCAAGAUGAAGCAGGUCAAAAAAUCCCCAAAUUUUCAGAAAUUAUGUUCUAUCAUGGACAAAAAUGGCGAAGAAAUUACAGUUUCAGAUGCAGAACCAUCUGUUAUGAAGUUUAACGAGGAUCAAAUAACGCAAUUGAUGUCAACAUUCUGGAUACAAGCCAAUCUUCCUGAUAACACACUUUCGAAUAUUGAAGCUCUAGCUUAUUCCUUCUGCUUAACGCUUGCUACUUUGCAGCUUAUGAACCCCGAUGAGAAUCUCGUAGUUCGCAUCUUUCAACUUCCCCUAUCACUUUGGAAGAUAUCAUUGGAUUGCAGCCAUGAAAUGUUGUGUCCGGCCCACCGGAGAUCACUUGUUACAUUAUCAACUGCAAUGUUGAUGUUUGCUGCAAAGAUUUAUCGGAUUCCUCAUAUUGCUGAUAUACUUGAGCCAAUACUUUUAUCUGAUGCGGAUACCUACUUGGGUAUCAGUGACGAUUUGCAAGUUUAUGUGAAGCCUGAGGCAGAUGUAAGAGAAUAUUGUUCUGGCCAUGAUAAUCAAGUGGCUGCUUGCUUGCUCAUUGACUUGCGUAGCAAAAUGCACGAAUCUUACAAAACCAUCAUCGAAAUUUUAGUCCAGAACUUAUCUAACACUACCCAGGUGGAAGAAGAGGAGCUACAUGUUGAAUUAUUGGAAACUUUCGCACCUGAUGAUUCUAUACAAUCGAUACUUCAUCUGGAUCAUGUCUGUAGAGCUUCUCGUUCAAAAGAAGCCCCUUCUCUCAACACGGGAAAUAGGAUAGUUGAGGAUGAUGCUAUGAGUGAAUCUUCUGUUUCAGAUCUUUCCCAAUUUGUAUCGACAACUCCUACACCAAACUCCAUGUCUCAUGUUAUUAGCAUCCGACAGCUUCUCGAAUCAGCAAUUGAAGUAGCUGGUGAAGUGGCUGGAACAUCCAUUUCAGUUUCUCCAGUGCCGUUUGAUGCCAUGGCUGGCCGAUGUGAAGCUCUUGGUGCUGAUUCAAGAAACAAGAUCUCCACCUGCUUUUCUCAUCCAAACUUCAAAAAAGGUGAUGAAGACGCAGAAAUUUUUGGCGCAAGGACGAUGGUCUUGAGGCUGCCUCCUACCAGCUCUUUUGAUAACUUUCUCAGAGCAGCUAGAUGUUAA
Messenger RNA from Cynara cardunculus var. scolymus (artichoke), 2793 nucleotides. RefSeq lists its product as uncharacterized. The transcript has 18 exons. Bases 1 to 2793 code for a protein of 930 amino acids. NCBI's taxonomy places the organism in Eukaryota, Viridiplantae, Streptophyta, Magnoliopsida, Asterales, Asteraceae. The record is from RefSeq and is a predicted model, not a curated record.